Messenger RNA from Daldinia childiae, 369 nucleotides. RefSeq lists its product as uncharacterized. The record is from RefSeq and is a predicted model, not a curated record. Bases 1 to 369 code for a protein of 122 amino acids. The transcript has 2 exons. NCBI's taxonomy places the organism in Eukaryota, Fungi, Ascomycota, Sordariomycetes, Xylariales, Hypoxylaceae. Gene Ontology annotation, biological process: protein stabilization; negative regulation of apoptotic process.
AUGGCAGAGCCUCAACCAAAAAAUGUCCAAGAGGGCGCAUCCGGAGACGUCGAAGAUGAGGUCCAAACUACCGCCAAGUCAGCCGAGGAUCGAAAGGCUGCUGCUGCUAUGGCGAGUCUCGACACUCGCGGAGACGAUGCUGGUUCGUCCAACGCUGUCGAUCAGGAGGCUGUAAGCAAAGCUAUGCAGAGCCUCGGGAGUGGCCCCUCUACUGGCGCCGCGAAGGAUGCCAAAAAGGUCAAGGUUGACCCUGCUGACGUUUUGUUAUUGGUCGAUGAGCUUGAUUUAACCAAAGCAAAGGCUACCGAGUUGCUUAAGGCGCACGACGGCGACGCAGUUUCAGCUAUGAAGGCUUUUAUUGCUACGUGA